AUGGAGAACAGCUCAACCUGCUCCAACAGCACCAACCUCAAGCCCUACUAUGCAGCUACGUACACUUUCAUCCUCGUCCCUGGACUAAUAGGAAACGUAUUGGCUUUGUGGGUCUUUUACGGGUACAUGAAAGAGACUAAACGGGCCGUAAUAUUUAUGAUCAAUUUAGCCAUCGCUGACUUAUCGCAGGUUUUAUCCUUGCCUCUGAGGAUUUUCUACUACUUGACUGGGACAUGGGAGUUUGGAUCAGGCCUCUGCAUGCUUUGUUUCUACCUGAAGUAUGUCAAUAUGUACGCCAGCAUCUACUUCUUGGUUUGCAUCAGCGUGAGGCGGCUUUUGUUUCUUAUGUACCCAUUCAGAUUCAGCGACUGCAAACGCAUUUGUGAUGUGUACAUCAGCAUUGCUGGAUGGAUCGUGGUCUGCAUUGGCUGUUUGCCUUUCCCUCUGCUGAGAAGUGAAGAAGCGAAUGUUGCAAACAAGUGCUUUGUGGACCUCCCCGUACGGGAAGUUGACCUUCCCACCGCCAUUGCAAUGAUGACGCUAGGUGAAUUGGUGGGAUUCAUAACACCCCUUUUUAUCAUCGUAUAUUGCUCGUGGAAGACUAUCUUAUCAUUAAAAGAAAAAAAUGUCGCUUCGCCUGAUCUUGGAGAGAAAAAAAAGGCUUUGAAGAUGAUUCUCACCUGCGCUCUGGUAUUUCUGAUUUGCUUUGCGCCUUAUCAUAUCAGCUUUCCACUGGAUUUCUUUGUCAAAACCAAAAAGAUUAAAAACUGUCGCGUCCAGGAGGUGAUCUCCCUGUUUCACGCCGUAGCCUUGUGCCUUGCCAGCCUCAACUCCUGCGUGGACCCCAUCCUCUACUACUUCACUACGGACGAGUUCCGGAGGCGGCUGUCCCGGCAGGAGCUGCAGGAGAGCGUGCAGCUGCACAGCCACAGCUGCGGCAAGAAGCACUCCCAGGCCACGCUGCAGGAGGAGGCCACGGACUGCUAG
Cygnus atratus (black swan) is the source of this 987-nucleotide messenger RNA. It is a transcript of the gene GPR174, whose product is annotated as G protein-coupled receptor 174. NCBI's taxonomy places the organism in Eukaryota, Metazoa, Chordata, Aves, Anseriformes, Anatidae. Bases 1 to 987 code for a protein of 328 amino acids. Gene Ontology annotation, biological process: positive regulation of Rho protein signal transduction; phospholipase C-activating G protein-coupled receptor signaling pathway. Gene Ontology annotation, cellular component: membrane. The record is from RefSeq and is a predicted model, not a curated record. The transcript has a single exon. Gene Ontology annotation, molecular function: G protein-coupled receptor activity.